Molecule: messenger RNA, 801 nt
Organism: Megalops cyprinoides (Indo-Pacific tarpon)
Lineage: Eukaryota; Metazoa; Chordata; Actinopteri; Elopiformes; Megalopidae
Product: SPARC-like protein 1
Exons: 8
Coding region: 1-783 (260 amino acids)
Biological process (GO): anatomical structure development
Molecular function (GO): collagen binding; protein binding; calcium ion binding
Source: RefSeq, a predicted model, not a curated record
AUGCUCAUCAGCACCCAUCUGCUGCUGCUCCUGACACUGGCGCUGCAGUUUAAGAAGAUCAUGGGGGGCAGGGCACAGCGCAGGCAGAGGCUGGCGGAGGAGACGCUGAGGCCGUAUCUGGGUCGGGUUCGUCCCGAGGAGCUCUGUGAGUUGCUGAGGUGUCACAGUCCCAUUGGCUCCUGGUGUCAGGUGGUGCAGGAGGGCGGGAUCCUGCUCCCGAGGUGCGUAUGCCCUCAGGCCUGUCCAAGGCAGGGGGCGCCAGUGUGCAGCGUGCUGGGGAAGACGUACGGCAGCGAGUGUCUACUGCAUAAAGAGGCCUGUCGCAAGAGGCGCCACAUCGGGCUGGCGCACAGGGGACCCUGCAUAGUUUCCCGGGACGUGUGCACUGAGGAGGAGCUGGGGCAGUUCCCCUACCGCCUGCUGGACUGGUUCCUGCUGCUCAGCCGCAUGGGGGAGUCCCACAGCUCCGCCCCCCCUCCCCAGAGCUGCCUGAGUGGCGUUCAGCGCAGGAGCCUGGCGGAGCGGAGGUUCACCCAGUUGGAUCGGAACCGGGACGGGAGCCUGAGCCGGCGGGAUCUGAGGAAGCUGCGCUACAAACGCAUGCCCCUGGAGCGCUGUGCACGCCCAUUCUUCAGGUCUUGUGACAGGGACAGGAACAGGAAGGUGACCCUGCAGGAAUGGAUUGCCUGUCUGGUGGAGCGAUCAGAGAGAUGGUUCCAUGACUUCAUGUCUGUGAAGAUGGGCUCCCGAAAGCUGUGUCCCGCUGCAGACAGUAACCUGUGAGGAACAUGUUAUUCACAC